Messenger RNA from Notodromas monacha, 2720 nucleotides. The record is from the annotation of a GenBank genome assembly. NCBI's taxonomy places the organism in Eukaryota, Metazoa, Arthropoda, Ostracoda, Podocopida, Cyprididae.
AUGUCGGAUGAAGAAAAGGUGAAGAAGAAACAGAAGAUCGAAGCCAACCGCGUUCGUCGGCUGCUUGACAAUGGGGUCGUUGCCUCUGGUGUACAGCAUUUAGCCAUUUCUGCCCGUAGAUCCGACUCUCAAUUAUCGCCUGCACCAGCAAAAAUAGCCCGACACGCGGACGAAUCUGCUGAACACACUGCGGAGAAUAUUAUUUAUCAAUCCCCCGAAAGUUUUUCAACCGACCUUUGGAUGGAACGGAGACGAUACCCAUCCUCGGAAGCUAGUCCAAAUGGUAUCCGAAAUGAAAUGUAUUCUCGUGACGAGCAGCUGCAACAGAUGGCAUCUGUUGAACCCGUAAUCAACAGUGGUGGUGCUGGUGGUAGCACCAGCAGCAGCAGCAUUGGCAACAACGCCAUGAAUAACGAGAGUUUACUGAUGUCUUCUUUGUUAUCACCGCAAACGGAGGACAGUACCUGUGGGGGAUCAACUCAGAUGAAUUCGCAACAAGAAUCGGGAUCAAGUUACUAUUCACUACGCGGUCAGCAACAGAGAAAGCCUCAUCAGAUCAUGGCGAACCCUUGUGAAGAUAAGUUGUUGGAAUGUGAAAAGGAGGUCAAAAUUGAAAAGAAACCCGUGCAUCAUCAAUCCAGCGAAUGCACACUUCACGUUGGACUGGAUCAACGAAGAUGUCGAUCAAUUCUUGACCCGUUGGAGACGGUCAACAGCGUGUUGAGCGUCGCAAUUAGGGCCGAGUUCAGUGCUGCUUCAUUGAUCGGGUUCAACCACAAUCAGAAGGAAUUGAAUGAUGUUGAACGAGCGAAAAUUUAUGAACUAGUCGCUGCAAAUGAAGCCAUGUUGAGUCCGAUCGACGUUGAUGCCUCUCAUAAGCACUGCUUCAAGGAUCCCAGCUUAAUCAGCGUUAUAAACAUGACGGACUUGGCGAUCAGGCGGAUCAUUAAAAUGAUGAAACGGGUGAAUGGGUUCAAAAAUUUAUGCCAGGAAGACCAAAUAGCACUCUUGAAAGGCGGCUGCACGGAACUCAUGAUUUUGCGGUCUGUGAUGACGUACGAUCCCGAGGUCAACUCUUGGAAGAUCCCUCAUACCAGCACGCCGAGUAUCGUUAAGCUAGAUGUUCUGAAAAAAGCCGGAGGAAACCUUUACGAGGAGCACCAACGUUUCAUCAAAUCUUUCACACCUUUGUGGCGAAACGAUGAGAACAUAAUGUUGAUCCUCGGAGCUGUUACGUUGUUUUCUCCUGAAAGACCAAAUGUCAUCCACAAAGACGUUGUCAAAUUAGAACAGGAUUCGUAUUACUACCUUUUGAAAAGAUACUUGGAGUCGAUUUUGCCGGGAUGUGAGGCCAAAUCACAAUACCUACAGUUGAUCCACAGAGUUCAAGAGCUGCACUAUCUCAAUGAGAACCACGUUCGUGUGUAUCUGGAUACGAAUCCGAAAGAAGUGGAGCCGUUGUUGAUAGAAAUUUUCGACUUGAUGCGACAUCAGUCGUAAAUUAUGCAGUCGCGAAUUGGUUUCUUGUUUACGCCACGAUUCUUGGUGCAGUUUGUUUUUGUUCUGAUGUGAGUGUGUUGGAUAGUGGAACUCACGUAAGUUCCUCUUAUUUUUUUCUGUUAAGGUGUGCUGGAAUGCAGAGGUGAUUCCGAGAAGAAACAAAUAUGGCCUUUUCUAGUCUUAGCGGUGCAAAAUAUGGGAUUAAGUAUUGGGCAGAUUCGAAUUCAGCCGAUUUUUUCGCGUUUAAAAAAGCCGUUCUUCGUUUUUUUUUUUUUGUUCGAGAGCAACAAUUGAAUAAGCUCGGUACUUAUGGAACAGGACUUUUAUAACGGUGUCAAAUCAGCAAGCUAGCUUUUUAGAAAAAUUUAAAGUUGUGACCCACCAAUGACAAAAACUGAUUCUUCGAGAUGGCGGGCAUGUGUUGAAAUUACUCUUCCUUUGAAAGUGCGAUAUAUUUUUGAUGCUACAUUUAUGAUGCAAACUUGUCGUUAUAUUAUACUGUAUAAUAAUUUUCCAUCUUCGUUAGGAAUUGACUGUAAGUUCAACUUAGUUGAAUCUUGAACUAGGAUUUUAAGGUGUUAGACCCUUUUUUGUGUUAAUUUAGGUUAUAAAGGAUGGUGGCGGCUUCAAGAAAUUGUUUUUACAAAAAAGGCCGGGCUGAUCAAUUUUAUGUUGACUGAAGUGAAAGCUGUCAUUCCUAUUUCUUUGGCUCGUCGAUGAACUUACGUGAAGUAGCGAUUGCAAAUUAUAUUGCUCAGAGAUGAAUUGCGGAUGAUCGCAAAUAAUCCAAAUAUAUUGCAGUGUGUGGUGGAUGUGAGAAUACGCUGUUGAUAAUCCUGCAAGCUCUUGCAACCAGAUGCUUGGUUUGUGAUACGCUGUCUUACGGGUUGGUGGGUUGAAGUCACCCCAGGUACCCCUAAAAUAUCCGGAGGCGGGAAAAUUGGGGAGAAUUUCUUUUUUCGUUUGUCAGCCUUCCAUUUUUGAUUGAUAUUAAGGAGUGCAAAAAGCGUUAUCCCUUCUUUUUGGGGGAUGCGAUAUUUUCUUUUGUGGUGCUGUUGACGAGAACUGCGUGGUAAGAGGAUAUUUGACGAUGAUUUCAUUUUUCGAUGUGAAUGGAUAUAUUUCUGCUGAACCCUUUGGAUCAUAUUGAUCGAUAAUUUAGACGUUUCGAUGUGAUUUUUUUUCUUUGUGGACGGGAAGUAAACGAAUGUGUUCUUAUA